This is a messenger RNA of Otolemur garnettii (small-eared galago), 2361 nucleotides long. RefSeq names its product polycystin 2 like 1, transient receptor potential cation channel (gene PKD2L1). The transcript has 16 exons. Gene Ontology annotation, molecular function: calcium channel activity; calcium-activated potassium channel activity; calcium ion binding. Bases 1 to 2361 code for a protein of 786 amino acids. NCBI's taxonomy places the organism in Eukaryota, Metazoa, Chordata, Mammalia, Primates, Galagidae. Gene Ontology annotation, cellular component: membrane. The record is from RefSeq and is a predicted model, not a curated record. Gene Ontology annotation, biological process: detection of mechanical stimulus; potassium ion transmembrane transport.
AUGAAUGCUGUAGAGACUCCUGAGGGGCAGGAACUGCAAAAUCUGGGGACUGGAGCCUGGGACAACCCUGCCUACAGUGGACCCCCCUCCCCGCACAGGGCACUGAGGAUCUACACUGUCUCCAGUGCAGUGCCCCCUCAGCCCCAACCCAAGAAGCCUGAAGAUGAACCCCACGAGAAGACACGUGGGACACCGGUGUCCAGCUGCUGCCUCCAUAUCUGCCAUGGCAUCAGAGGACUUUGGGGAACAACGCUGACUGAGAACACGGCUGAGAACCGGGAGCUUUAUGUCAAGAUCACCCUGCGGGAGCUUUUGGUAUAUGUCGUGUUCCUGGUGGACAUCUGUCUAUUGACUUAUGGAAUGACAAGCUCCAGUGCGUAUUACUAUACCAAAGUGAUGUCUGAGCUCUUCUUACACACCCCGUCAGAGACCGGCGUCUCCUUCCAGGCCAUCAGCAGCAUGGCCGACUUCUGGGAUUUUGCCCAGGGCCCACUACUGAACAGUUUGUACUGGACGAAAUGGUACAACAACCAGAGCCUGGGCCAUGGCUCCCACUCCUUCAUCUACUAUGAGAACCUGCUUUUGGGGGUUCCGAGGCUGCGGCAGCUGAGAGUCCGCAAUGAUUCCUGUGUGGUGCAUGAGGACUUCCGUGAGGACAUUUUGAGUUGCUAUGAUGUCUACUCUCCGGAUAAGGAAGAACAACUCCCCUUUGGCCCCCUCAAUGGCACAGCGUGGACAUACCACUCACAGGAUGAGCUGGGGGGUUCCUCCCACUGGGGCAGACUCACCAGCUACAGUGGAGGUGGCUACUAUCUGGACCUUCCAGGACCCCGACAGGCCAGUGCAGAGGCCCUUAGGGACCUCCAGGAGGGACUGUGGCUGGACAGGGGCACUCGGGUGGUGUUCAUUGACUUCUCAGUCUACAAUGCCAACAUCAACUUGUUCUGUGUACUGAGACUGGUGGUGGAGUUUCCUGCUACAGGAGGGGCCAUCCCAUCCUGGCAAAUCCGCACAGUUAAGCUGAUCCGCUAUGUCAGCAACUGGGACAUCUUUAUCAUCAUCUGUGAGAUCAUCUUCUGCAUCUUUAUCUUCUACUAUGUGGUGGAGGAGAUUCUGGAGCUGCACAUCCACCGGCUUCACUACCUCAGCAGCAUCUGGAACAUACUGGACCUGGUGGUCAUCUUGCUCUCCAUUAUGGCCAUUGGCUUCCACAUAUUCCGAACCCUUGAGGUAAAUCGGCUGAUGGGGAAGCUCCUGCAGCAGCCAAACAUGUAUGCUGACUUUGAGUUCCUCGCCUUCUGGCAGACGCAAUACAACAACAUGAAUGCUGUCAAUCUCUUCUUUGCCUGGAUCAAGAUAUUCAAGUACAUCAGCUUCAACAAAACCAUGACUCAACUCUCCUCCACACUGGCCCGCUGUGCCAAGGACAUCCUGGGCUUUGCAGUCAUGUUCUUCAUUGUUUUCUUUGCUUAUGCUCAACUUGGCUACCUGCUUUUUGGGACCCAAGUGGAAAACUUUAGCACUUUCGUCAAGUGCAUUUUCACUCAGUUCCGGAUAAUCCUUGGGGACUUUGACUACAAUGCUAUCGAUGAUGCCAACCGCAUCCUGGGUCCUGCCUACUUUGUCACCUAUGUCUUCUUCGUCUUCUUCGUGCUCCUGAACAUGUUCCUGGCUAUCAUCAAUGAUACAUAUUCAGAAGUCAAGGAGGAGUUGGCUGGACAGAAGGAUGAGCUGCAACUUUCUGACCUUCUGAGACAGGGCUACAACAAGACCCUACUACGGCUGCAUCUGAGGAAGGAGCAGGUUUCAGAUGUACAGAAGGUUCUUCAGGGUGGAGAGCAAGAGAUCCAGUUUGAGGACUUCACCAACACCUUGAGAGAACUAGGACAUGCAGAGCAUGAAAUCACUGAGCUCACAGCUGCCUUCACGAGGUUUGACCGAGAUGGGAAUUGCAUCCUGGAUGAGAAGGAACAGGAACAAAUGCAACAGGACCUGGAGGAUAAGAGGGUGGCCCUCAAUGCUGAAAUUGAGAAUGUGGGCCGGUCCAUUGCAAGUUGCCUACCAGGCGAGUUGGGCUCAGAGGUUGCCAGAGCAGGAGGCUGGAUUUCAGGAGAAGAAUUCUACAUGCUCACAAGGAGAGUUCUGCAGCUGGAGACUGUCCUGGAAGGACUUGUAUCUCAGGUUGAUUCUGUGGGCUCAAAGCUAACGGUGCUGGAGAGGAAGGGGUGGCUGACCCCCUCCCCAGGCAUGGAAGAACAAGCCAAUUGGGAGCACCUGCAGCCAGCCCCAGCUAUGACUCUAGCCCUCUGGGGAGUCCAGGGUGGGCAGGACAGUGAGGUUCCCUGUAAUAAAGAAGGGUAA